GGGGCGAAAGAGGCAGCGUAGGAAGCGGCGCCGGAAGUGACCGAGUCGCUGCGCCCUUCCCUUCUGCUCCACAGAGAAGUGGCGGGAAAGGAGGUGGGCGAUGUCGUUGCCGGCUUUGGAGGCCGUGCUGAGGGAGCUCAGGGUCUUCAACCUGGACCUGGCGGAGGGCGAAGACGGGGACGCUGUGGCCGAGAAACUGGUGGAACUUUGCACGUUGUACAGGUUGGAAGAGAGUGACCUUGCAGAAAGUAUAAUAGCUUUCACUCUGACGAAGCAGUCUGUUCAUCUCACACUCGAUUCUCUGAACAUCUUCGAACAUGAAGUGCUCAAGAGGCCCACGAAACCUCAAAAGAGAAAGGAGACCCAUUGCCCUAGAAUCAGAGACGUCAACAGCAUUCAAGAGCUUCUCGACGUAGAAGAGGAAGAAGAGAACCUUCUAGAUACCUACACAUCGCCGUCAAAAGGAUCUCAGAAGCGGGCAAUAACCACGCCGGAAAACCCACGUUCCAAGCGGACUCUUUCCACACGCAGCCCCCGUCUGGCCUUCUCCCCCAACAGCUUCUCGCCCAGUGCUACCCCCUCACAGAAGUACGGCUCUCGAAGCAACCGUGGAGAGAUUGUUACCUCCUUUGGCUCCAUACAGGGCACUUCCUGGAGUGGAAAUGGUGGCUUGGCCACUUCAGUGAAGCUCUUCCAUUCUCCCGAAGAUUCUCUCACCAAGCCGUACAAAUUCAUGUUCCAGGACCUUGUGGAUAACCGAGAAGUGCUUUCCUGCAAGAUCGAAGACCUAGGGAUGGCAGUAAAGGAACACUAUAAAAUAGAAGAAUUUUCCUCUUUGAUCAUCCCUGUGCAGGAGCCAGUGACCGUUCUGGGCCAAAUUGGGUGUGAUUCCAAUGGGAAGCUGAAUGCCAAGUCGAUCAUCUUGGAAGGAGAUCAAGAACACUCUUCAGGAGGCAUGGUUCCUGUGGAUGUGUCUGAACUCCAGGACUACUCCCUCUUUCCAGGGCAGGUUGUGGUUAUGGAAGGCAUGAACCCUACCGGCGAGAGGCUGAUCGCAUCCAAGCUGUACGAGGGUGUGCCACUUCCGUUUUACCAGCCAAUGGAUCAGGAUGAAGAUUCAGAGCUGCAGAUGGUCUUGGUUGCCUGUGGCCCUUAUACCACCUCGGACAGCAUCACCUAUGACCCCAUGUUGGACCUUAUCGACGUUAUCAAUAGAGACAAGCCAGAUGUCUGCAUUCUGCUUGGACCUUUUCUCGACGCAAAACACAAACAAGUUGAGGACUGUCAGCUCACUGCCUCGUUUGAAGACGUCUUCAAGAGGUGCAUGAAGAUGAUUGUCGAAGGGACGAGGAGUGCUGGUUCCCACCUUGUCAUCGUCCCAUCUGUGAGAGACGUCCAUCACCCCUGCAUUUAUCCCCAGCCACCUUUUACCUGCUGCGAGCUUUCAAAAGAUGACAAACAGAGGGUGCUUUUCGUUUCGGAUCCCUGCACCUUAGAGAUCAACGGUGUGGUUUUCGGCUUGACAUCUGUGGAUCUGCUCUUUCAUAUGGGUGCGGAAGAAAUCAGCAGUUCUUCCAGCAUGUUGGACCGUUUUUCCCGAAUCCUAAAGCACAUCCUGACUCAGCGGAGUUACUAUCCGCUCUACCCUCCCGCGGAAGAAAUGAACAUUGAUUAUGAGGUUUUCGACCAGUACGCACCCCUGCCCGUCACCCCGGACGUGUUGAUCACUCCGUCGGAACUGAGAUACUUCAUCAAGGAUGUCCUUGGCUGUGUCUGCGUGAACCCCGGCCGGCUAACGAAAGGCCAGGUGGGGGGCACCUACGGGCGUAUGUGCGUCCAGCACAAGGUCUCCAAGGAGGAGGAGGGACGGAAGAGUCCGUGUGUCGCCGCUCAGGUCGUCAGAAUUUGAGCCGGAUCUCUGCCCUAGCCGUCCUGGCAGAGAGGUCUCCUGAGUUUUGCUGGAGGGGAGGGCCGAGGCUGAAGAGAUGGAGGGAGUGUCUCCCCCAAGGGUCUCUCUGAGGGCUGCAGCUGUUUGGGAUCUUGCCUUCUGCUUUAGCAGCCAACGCGCUGAUUACCCGGAACAGCUGGACGAAAUCUCUUCUGUUUCAGUUUUCCCGAGUUGGGUGGGGAAAACGGAAUUGAACUGCACCGAUGUUCUCUUGAUGUACACUUUUUACUUUUGAGAAAAUAAUAAAAAAAUACUCUCUA
Molecule: messenger RNA, 2208 nt
Organism: Rhineura floridana
Lineage: Eukaryota; Metazoa; Chordata; Lepidosauria; Squamata; Rhineuridae
Gene: POLA2
Product: DNA polymerase alpha 2, accessory subunit
Exons: 18
Coding region: 101-1909 (602 amino acids)
Biological process (GO): DNA replication; DNA replication initiation
Cellular component (GO): alpha DNA polymerase:primase complex
Molecular function (GO): DNA binding
Source: RefSeq, a predicted model, not a curated record